Protopolystoma xenopodis is the source of this 353-nucleotide messenger RNA. The record is from the annotation of a GenBank genome assembly. Lineage: Eukaryota; Metazoa; Platyhelminthes; Monogenea; Polystomatidea; Polystomatidae.
AUGCCAUAGUUAUAUUCCGUGCUCUUCUUUACUUCCAGAUGCGAAUUCCUGUUGGCAAUGUUCCCCAAAUUUGGGGGCAAUCUUUAUACAUUCUCUCGGGCCUUUUGGAUAACCACUUACUCCUGCCAGGAGAGAUAGAUCCGCUCGGUAAACGAAUGGUUGCCGAACCUAAACCUGACUUAAGUGUUCAAGUAGUUGUUGUUGCUGAGGAUGAAUCGAUCAAGCAGCGUCUUUAUGAAUAUGGUCUUGAUGUUGAAACCUUCAAUGAAAUAUACCAAGUCUCCGGUAUUCGAAUAUUCCCCGCUAAAGUGCUUAAUCAUCUCUAUAAGCACCUCGCUUUUGGUUUGGCCUGA